Physcomitrium patens is the source of this 2081-nucleotide messenger RNA. Lineage: Eukaryota; Viridiplantae; Streptophyta; Bryopsida; Funariales; Funariaceae. The record is from RefSeq and is a predicted model, not a curated record.
GGUUCACUUACUCAUGCGCAGGAUCGAUAGUGGGCCAUUCUGCUCAGUAGCAAUUGGUUGAGAGGUUUCUGUCGUUGUGGUAAUGAGAGUUGUGGGUGUGAAGAACUUUGACAGAUUCACUGGGACUAGCACAGGCUGAUCGUGAUUGAGAAGCAUUACGCAUUAGUUUUCAACUCUCAACAUCAAGAUAGUGAUGUCCAGUCUUUACUGCCAAUUAAAAUUCUAUGUCAUUCUAGAGUGUACUCAUCCUGAGGUGAAUCGUUUGGUGAGACUAGGUGCUCUUGUUGUUAGUGGUUCAUCUGAAUUUAUGAUUGUUGCGCUAUUGUAUUCGAUUCAUCUUCGUGUAGGCUUCCUGAUCGAAACAGUCAUCAUUAUGUAGGAUAAGACUGCAACCAAGGAAGGCAAAUCGAUCGACACUCGUCAUGCCAACCAGUAUGUCGGAUGCCAGGGUCAACGCUGGAAUCGUCGCAGCCACACAAGUGUUUAUCAAGAGGAGAAAGGUGAAAGCGUAUUUUGAAAAGAAGACCUGGUUACUGGAUACUGUUUAAAGGGCGUAGCUUUGGAGCGUCAUCGUGCUCGAAUGCAUAUGCAAAACACGUCGCUUUAGCGUGUCCGUAAUGUUGUCUCGACCCAACAUUCUUAAAUGACUGAAUUCCGCAAUGUUAUAACUAUGAAGUGCAGGCUAUUCAGGAUUUGAGUUGAGAAGGACUGUUUUGUAAUUGUCAGAUUCACAACUUAAGGGGGGAUUGGUCAGCUCCCUCCACUAACAUUUUGUAAAUGUGUGAUUCGUCGAUUGUCUGUUGCUUUCCUACUCUUACGAUAUUCUAUGAGUAGUAUAGUAUCUGCCUGACUUACAGAUUGCUUCAGGGAUCUUCAGGGCAUCCUUUGCGCUUACUUAGAGGUUCUCUCAACUUAAUCAGCUAUUCAGAGGCUGCCGUGGGUUUAAAGCGGGGUUUGUGGCCUUGACUUUCGAGAGCGAACGAUAUUGUUUCGAAUGAAUCCAGAUACGAAUAUAGCUGGGGUGCGCAGGAGAAAGUGUAUGAUAUGCCUUCGCCAGGGUACUCGCCAAAUUGAAGAUCCAAUGAAUGGUAAUUAACGAAGAGCGUUCUAGCAGAGGAAGAGGAGAGAUUUUAAAAGGAUUUAUUAGACAAGUGGAUCCCGACAUGUCACUCCUAUAUCCACACUCAUCUCACACAACUUUAGAAGUUUUCACAAAGCACACGGGCUGCUGCGGAGUGAGCAGUCAGCUUCAAGGAAAUAUCCGUCUGUGAUUGAGUCACAUCUAGUUGCUCGCCUCACGAUGGCAGACGUCGGCUCUAGAUCACGACAGUGGAGGGCAUUGGCACUGAAAUCGCUGGCUCUAUCGAUAUCGGCCAUCCUCCUCAUCUGCGUCCUAGAUAGUGCGACAUCCUCAACACUGUCACAAAUUUCACUACCAGCCAACACUGCUCCAUUCAAAAACCAAGACAGCAACUUCUACCAUCAAGCUGAAUAUCGCUUUGGGCAUCGAUCAUUCCGUCGAAUUCUGAUUGAAGAUCCCCGUGUCCGUCCUGCUCCUAGAAGCUAUCCCCCUCCCAGGGGCAACGUUGCUAAUUAUCCUAAUGAUGUGAAAGAUCCGCCACCCUCUAAACCUUCACCUCCUAUACAUCCUUAGCGGAUCUCGGGCUAUGAUUUUGACAAUAGCUUACAAAUUUUGGAGACUUUGAACACAUCUUAGUGCUGGUUUAGUAUUGUCGACCGUUACUUGUAGAUUGAGCAUUACUGCAAUAGCAUGUCUUCGCGGCAGCCGCCCUAACCCAAGCCAGAAUUUUAUGUGGCAAAUGCGUAAUCUAUGGUUAGAGGCUACAUUGUUACAGUGACCUAAAUACUGUUUUGUUUGAGGUGAUACUGUGCGCAUAUCCUGCAUUGAUGACCGAUUAAAUUUCGGGCAGCAAAGCUUUACCACUGAUAUCUGUUUUCAUAGUUUUGUAUUCGCAAACUAACAAAAUUCAUUGCGAACUGGUGAACUGAUGUAAACUGGAUUGCUACAAGCUUUAUUACCAAGGAAAGAAAUCAAAUGCUGGUUGAAGAGCAAUUUGUUA